Molecule: messenger RNA, 7518 nt
Organism: Fonsecaea monophora
Lineage: Eukaryota; Fungi; Ascomycota; Eurotiomycetes; Chaetothyriales; Herpotrichiellaceae
Exons: 4
Coding region: 1-7518 (2505 amino acids)
Biological process (GO): long-chain fatty acid biosynthetic process
Cellular component (GO): fatty acid synthase complex
Molecular function (GO): fatty acid synthase activity; enoyl-[acyl-carrier-protein] reductase (NADH) activity
Source: RefSeq, a predicted model, not a curated record
AUGUACUCCGGCGGUGCGACCGGCACUCACACUCCUCGAUCAUCCCAGAACCUCCGCCCUCUUAUCCUCACUCAUGGCUCUUUGGAGUACUCCUUCCUGAUACCUACCGGUCUCCAUUUCCAGGCAUCUCAGCUGAAAGAUGCGUUCAAUGCAUCACUCCCAGAACCCACAGAUGAGCUCGCUCAAGAUGACGAGCCUUCAUCAAGUGCCGAGCUAGUCGCCCGCUACAUUGGCUUCAUUGCCGCUGAAGUCGAUGAUGACGAGGAGGCUGCUGGAUUUGUUGAAGUGCUCAAGGUGGCUUUGAACGAGUUUGAGCGAGCUUUCAUGCAUGCGAAUGAUGUACAUGCUUUGGCUGCAACCCUGCCCGGGAUUACGGCGAAGAAAAAUCUUUUGGUUCAGUGUUACUACGCUGGUCGUGCGGCAGUGGCACGGCCUAUCAAACCCCACGACUCGGCUCUGCUUCGGGCAGCAGAUGAUGAGGAGGCCAGCAUUUUUACCGUCUUUGGCGGGCAGGGAAACAUUGAAGAAUAUUUUGAGGAGCUGCGCGAGGUCUAUACCACAUAUCCAUCAUUCACCAAAGAUCUGAUUGAAUCCUCGGCCGAGCUGCUGCAGACAUUGGCUAGAAGUCCAAAGGCGGACAAGUUUUACACCAAAGGCCUCGACAUACUAAGCUGGCUCGCCGACAAGGAAACACAACCUGACACCGAUUACUUGGUCUCUGCGCCGGUCAGCUUGCCCUUGAUCGGACUGGUCCAGCUUGCCCACUAUCAGGUGACCUGCAAAGUCCUUGGGAAGACGCCUGGUGAGGUCAAUGAACGGCUCAAUGGCACCACAGGCCACUCUCAGGGUGUAGUCACCGCUGCGGCUAUUGCCACUGCAACUUCGUGGGAAAGCUUUGCAAGAGCGGCCAGAGAUGCCAUCACCAUGCUCUUCUGGAUCGGCAUGCGGAGUCAGCAAGCCUACCCUCGCACAAGUAUUGCGCCCUCGAUCCUGCAAGAUUCGCUGGAAGCCGGGGAAGGCAAUCCCACACCUAUGCUUUCGGUGCGAGACCUGUCUAAGAAGCAACUCCAAGAGCACAUCGACGCCACCAACGAGCAUUUGCCCAAAGAUCGACAUAUUGCCAUUUCUCUGGUAAACAGUGCCCGUAACUUCGUCGUGACCGGUGCUCCAAUCUCUCUGCAUGGUCUCAAUCUUCGACUACGGAAGGUCAAGGCUCCCACUGGUCUAGACCAAAACCGCAUUCCCUUUACGGAGCGUAAAGUGCGCUUUGUCAACCGGUUCCUACCAAUUACCGCUCCCUUCCACAGCCCCCUGUUAAGUGAGGCAUACAAGCAGAUCCUCGAGGACUUGGCCGACACUAAGAUUCCCGCGUCUCGUUUGACUAUUCCCGUGUACGACACAAACACUGGUGAGGAUCUUCGCGCCCAGCAAGACAAGGAUGUGGUCCCGGAUCUUGUGCGUAUGAUAACCCAGGAUCCAGUUCACUGGGAGCAGGCUACAGUCUUUGAAGGCGCCUCCCACAUCAUCGAUUUUGGCCCAGGAGGUAUUUCAGGCCUUGGAGUUCUCACCAACCGCAACAAAGAUGGCACCGGAGUGCGCGUGAUUUUGGCUGGUGCCAUGGAUGGGACCAACACGGAAGUUGGGUACAAGCCCGAACUCUUCGACCGCGACGAGGAACAUGCCGUGAAAUAUGCGACCAACUGGGUCAAGGAACAUGGACCCAGACUUGUCAAAACUUCCGUUGGUCAAACCUACGUAGACACCAAGAUGUCGCGCUUGCUGGGUGUGCCGCCUUUGAUGGUUGCUGGCAUGACUCCCUGCACUGUGCCGUGGGACUUCGUUGCCGCGACCAUGAAUGCCGGCUACCACAUUGAAUUGGCCGGUGGCGGUUACUACAAUGCAAAGAGUAUGACUGAAGCAUUGAACAAGAUUGAGAAGGCAAUUCCACCUGGCCGAGGCAUUACAGUCAACUUGAUCUAUGUCAAUCCCCGUGCUAUGGGCUGGCAAAUCCCGCUUCUCGCCCAGCUCCGUGCUGACGGUGUGCCCAUCGAAGGCUUGACUAUCGGUGCAGGUGUGCCAUCGAUCGAGGUUGCUCAAGAAUACAUCGAUACCCUCGGGAUCAAGCACAUUGCCUUCAAGCCUGGGUCUAUGGACGCCAUCCAGCAAGUCAUUAACAUCGCCAAAGCCAAUCCAACAUUCCCUGUCAUUCUGCAAUGGACUGGUGGACGCGGUGGUGGCCAUCACUCUUUCGAAGAUUUCCAUCAGCCAAUCAUCCAGAUGUACGGCCGUAUUCGAAAAUGCCAGAAUAUUAUCCUGGUGGCAGGUAGCGGUUUUGGCGGAUCUGAAGACACUUAUCCGUAUCUGACCGGUACAUGGUCGCGCAAAUUCGGCUAUCCGCCGAUGCCUUUUGAUGGUAUCCUCUUUGGCAGUCGUAUGAUGACGGCGAAGGAGGCCCAUACUUCUUUCAAUGCAAAGAAGGCCAUUGCUGAAGCUGAAGGUGUUGAUGACUCCGACUGGGAGAAGACAUACAAAGGAGCCGCUGGCGGUGUUAUCACUGUCCGAUCGGAGAUGGGCGAGCCAAUUCACAAGCUUGCGACUCGCGGUGUCAAAUUCUGGGCGGAGAUGGAUCAGAAGAUCUUUAGCCUGGAUAAAAAGAAGCGCGUCGCAGAGCUUAAGAAGCAACGCGAGUACAUCAUCAAGAAGCUGAACGACGACUUCCAGAAAGUUUGGUUCGGCAAGAAUUCUGCAGGUGAGACAGUCGACCUUGAGGACAUGACCUAUGCCGAAGUGAUUCGACGUAUGGUCGAACUUAUGUACGUGAAGCAUCAAUCCCGGUGGAUCGAGGUCACGCUGCGUAAUCUCACUGUCGAUUUCAUCCGACGAGUCGAGGAACGUUUUACUGUCGGCUCAGGAAAACCCUCCCUCAUCCAGAGCUACGCAGAAUUCGAGAACCCGUUCCCUGUUGUGGACAAGGUUCUAGCCGCAUAUCCCGAGGCUGAAACUCAGUUGAUCAAUGCGCAGGACGUCCAGCACUUCCUGCUCUUGUGCCAGCGACGCGGUCAAAAGCCUGUGCCAUUUGUUCCCUCUCUCGACGAAAACUUCGAGUUCUGGUUCAAGAAGGAUUCUCUCUGGCAAUCCGAGGAUCUUGAUGCUGUGGUUGAUCAGGAUGUUGGCAGGACCUGCAUCUUACAAGGACCCAUGGCUGCCAAAUACUCAACCAAGGUCGAUGAGCCCAUCAAAGAAAUUCUGGACGGCAUUCACCAUGACCACAUCCGAGGACUGAUCCAAGAUUUCUAUGGUGGACGUGAUUCUGCCGUUCCUGUCAUCGAGUAUUUUGGUGGGAAGAUCAUCACUUCUGCGGAGAGCGUGGUGGAGCUGGAUGGUGUCACUGUCAUCCCCGAUGGGUCACGGACCACGUACAGGCUCUCAACUUCGCCAUCUGCUACACUGCCCGAUGCUGAUGCUUGGAUUCAGCUUCUCGCUGGGAAAAACUACUCAUGGCGACAUGCCUUCUUUACAGCUGAUGUUUUUGUACAAGGUGCUCGCUAUCAGAACAAUCCUAUCAGACGCAUCUUAGCUCCGACGCGUGGCAUGACUGUCGAAAUCGCUCAUCCAAAGGACCCUUACAAGACCACGAUCGUCGUCAAGGAGCCCAGCCAAUCUGGAAAGUUGGUCAGGACGCUCGACAUUAGUCUGUUCGGCAAGAAUGAGAUCCUAAUGAAUAUGUGGGAAGAAAGGACAGCAGAAGGAGAGCCCGUUGCCCUUCCUUUCAAAUUUAUUUACCAUCCGGAAACUGGCUAUGCGCCAAUUCAUGAAGUUAUGGAUGGUCGCAACGACCGCAUCAAGGAAUUCUACUACCGGGUUUGGUUUGGCGAGAAGGAUGUGCCAUUUGACACCCCUACCACGAACGUCUUCGAUGGGGGCAGGGCGACUAUUGUAACUCAAGACGUUGCCGACUUUGUCCACGCAGUUGGAAAUACUGGUGAAGCCUUCGUCGACCGCCCUGGUAAGGAAGUCUUUGCACCCAUGGACUUUGCUAUUGUGGUUGGGUGGAAGGCUAUCACGAAACCAAUUUUCCCUCGCGCGAUCGACGGUGACCUUCUCAAGCUCGUCCACCUGUCGAAUGGCUUCCGCAUGCUUCCUGGCGCUGAACCCUUAAAGGUCGGCGAUGAGCUUCACACCUCUGCCCGCAUCAACGCGGUGCUCAAUCAAGACUCUGGCAAAAUGGUAGAGGUUUGCGGCACUAUCACCCGCAGAGGACAGCCGGUGAUGGAAGUUACAAGCCAAUUCCUGUACAGGGGCACCUACGAGGAUUACGAGAAUACCUUCCAACGCAAACAGGAGACGCCAAUGCAAGUCACACUGGCCACGUCAAAAGACAUUGCCGUUCUUCGAUCCAAGGAAUGGUUUCACCUUGAUGAGCCGGAUAUCGACCUGCUGGGACAAACUCUGACAUUCCGUCUGUCAAGCCUCGUCCGCUUCAAGAACAAGUCCGUCUUCUCCAGCGUAGAGACUAUGGGUCAGGUCGAAUUGGAACUACCUACCAAGGAAAUCAUUCAAGUUGCAUCCGUCGAGUAUGAAGCGGGAGUCUCUCAUGGCAAUCCAGUGAUUGACUACCUCCAGCGAAACGGCCAAACUAUUGACCAACCUGUCAAUUUUGAGAACGCAAUCCCUCUCAGUGGCAAGACUCCUUUGACUCUGAGGGCGCCAGCUUCAAAUGAGACCUAUGCUCGCGUAUCAGGCGACUACAAUCCUAUUCACGUGUCGCGGAUAUUUGCCAGCUACGCAAACCUUCCUGGUACAAUCACUCAUGGCAUGUAUUCCAGCGCUGCCGUCCGAAGCCUGGUGGAGACUUGGGCCGCAGAGAACCAUAUUGGACGUGUUCGAAGCUACCAUGUCUCCUUGGUUGGCAUGGUCCUCCCCAAUGAUGACUUGGAGGUCAAACUCGAGCACGUCGGCAUGGUUGCUGGUCGAAAAAUAAUCAAGAUUGAGACGACCAAUAAAGAAACCGGCGACAAAGUUCUCGUUGCUGAAGCUGAAGUUGAGCAGCCUGUGUCGUCGUAUGUGUUCACGGGUCAAGGCUCGCAAGAACAAGGCAUGGGCAUGGACCUCUACGCUCGCAGUCCCGUGGCCAAGGAGGUGUGGGACCGCGCCGAUCGUCACUUCAUGGAUAACUAUGGUCUCUCCAUCAUUAAUAUUGUCAAGAACAAUCCCAAAGAAUUGACCAUCCAUUUUGGUGGGCCACGUGGCAAAGCCAUUCGACAAAACUACAUGGCAAUGACCUUCGAAUCCAUCAAUGCUGACGGCUCUGUCAAAUCCGAGAAGAUCUUCAAGGAGAUCAACGACAACACCUCGUCUUACACCUACCGCUCCCCCACCGGUUUGCUGUCUGCCACACAGUUCACGCAGCCAGCCUUGACAUUGAUGGAGAAGGCUGCGUUCGAAGACAUGCGCUCCAAGGGCCUUGUCCAGCGUGACAGCAGCUUUGCUGGCCACUCGCUGGGAGAGUACUCCGCUCUCGCCUCGAUCGCCGAAGUCAUGCCCAUUGAGAGCUUGGUGUCAGUCGUGUUUUACCGCGGUUUGACCAUGCAAGUUGCCGUGGAGCGUGAUGAGCAGGGACGAAGCAACUACUCGAUGUGCGCCGUAAACCCGAGCCGGAUCUCCAAGACGUUCAAUGAACAGGCUUUACAAUAUGUCGUGGAGAACAUUGCCGAGACCACUGACUGGCUGGUGGAGAUCGUCAACUACAACGUUGCGAACAUGCAAUAUGUGUGCGCUGGUGAUCUGCGCGCGCUUGACUGCUUGACAAAUGUGCUCAACGUCCUCAAGAUGCAGAAGAUUGACAUCCAAGCCUUGAUGCAACAGAUGUCUCUGGACGAUGUGAAGGCUCACCUGGUUGAGAUCAUUGGUGAAUGUCGCAAGCGGACGGAGGCCAAGCCGCAGCCGAUCGAGCUCGAACGCGGCUUUGCCGUUAUUCCACUCAAGGGCAUUGACGUUCCUUUCCACAGCACCUUUUUACGAUCUGGCGUCAAACCGUUCCGUUCUUUCUUGCUGAAGAAGAUCAACAAGACAAGCAUAGACCCGGCCAAACUGGUUGGGAAAUAUAUUCCCAAUGUGACGGCGAGACCCUUUGAGAUCUCCAAGGAAUAUUUUGAAGAGGUGUAUCGACUGACCAACUCACCUCGUUUGGCGAAGAUCUUGGAAGACUGGGAUUCAUAUGAAAAUGCAGGAGAUUCAGGGGCUCAGAUGGAUAUCUCAUUACUCGUUCGAGCUGUCAUCACCGCUUUUGACGACGCUACGAAACUGGUACAGCGCAUUCGUGACCAAAGAACGAAGAACAGUGGCACGCAAUUACCAGAAGACGCAACCCGAGACCUCCUGGAAUCUCUUGCCCUGGGGCCUGUUAUUGUCCGUGGCCACUAUGAACAUGAUCUCAAACGAUUCGGGGAGCCUUAUGCCUGCGGUGACAUACAAGCACGAGAACAGCUGAAAGAUGUCUUGAUCAAUUUACAAAUGUCCCUGAUCAUCACCUUGAGGACAGUGUACAUGGACGGGAUCGAACUUGACUCUGUUGCCCUCCAGACUGCGUCAGACGAUUGCCGAGUCAAUGCUGGUGUUUGUCUGGGUCAACUGUCUCAGCGACUUUCGGAUGCUAUGAAAGCGCAGGCAUUCUACCCUCAAACGUUGUCUUAUUCGUCAUCCUCUGGCUUGAUGUCUCCUCUAUCUCCAUCGCUGGGCUAUUCAAGCAGCCACAGCACCCACUCAUCUAUCGCCUUUCCAGCUCCAGGGACUCCUGACGCUUUGGCGGAGCAGCUUGGUCAGCUUCGCGUGUCGUCCUUGUCACAUCAUCCAUCUGGAGAACGUACAAUGUCGAUUAGUUCUGGUGGCUCUCAAGAGAACUAUCCACAUUCAAAGUCCAAGACAGUUUAUCGGCCAGCCGCCGCCAGAUUUCAUGUAAACCUACCGUCUAUGGGAGUUCACAGGAUUGACGAAGCCGAUGACAGGAGUCUGCGACGAAGGUCAUCCCAGGCUCUGCCAUCGGAUGACAACAUCCUCUUGAUGUUCCCUGCACCCGGUGGCCAGCCUGUAUUGAACCCUCCAACAAGUGCACAAGAAAUUGAUCGAGACUCAUAUAUCUCGACUGGGAGAAACAGCCACACACCUUCGUUACCUGAUCUCUCUCAACCACCUAGCGAUCGUCAAACUCAGGGUUCUAGAGUUCGCUUUGGCCCAGAUGACUAUGAUGACUAUGCUGCCCGAGGGGAUGGCAUGUCUGGAGCGAACGGCAGUACGAAAUCGGGCAAAGGGAACAAUCCUGCGGCAAAGACGAGGGACGUGGCAAAGGCAACGACACCUAUCUUUGGCAACGUACAAAGCUUCAUGCAACAUCUCGAGGGCGUCCAUCGGCACCAGGGCGGUUGGCCGAACGCCGAGAUGGUUGGUCGCUUCCACGUUGUGGUGGGCAGAACGGCACUGGCAGACGAAACUGACUGGGAGUUGAAUUUUGUUCCACCGUGA